This is a messenger RNA of Klebsormidium nitens, 439 nucleotides long. Lineage: Eukaryota; Viridiplantae; Streptophyta; Klebsormidiophyceae; Klebsormidiales; Klebsormidiaceae. The record is from the annotation of a GenBank genome assembly.
AUGGUCUAUCAACUUGAGAUUCGAAAGCUGGACCUGGAGGAGAAGAAACUACAAGUGGAGCAGGAGAGAAUGGCCUUAGAGGCUCCUGUCAAACGUAUGAAGGUGGCGGACACCUGGCGGCAGAAGUUGGAGACGUUGCAAGCCUUUACAAUCACCGAUCUACAAGCUUAUCAAGCAGAUGUCCGUGGGGCUCUACAGAACGGUCCAUUUCUGGGUAUCGAGGGCAGUGGCUUGAAGGAGUAUACGCUGUCAGAAUACCUCCAGCUCGAGAAGAAUGUUAUUGCAAAUAGCAAGCGUCUUGUUCAGCCCGGCAUUGCCUUGGCUGCACUGUACAGAGAGACCGCAAGGAAGGAACCGGGAACCAAGAUGAUUGAAGUGAACGGGCGUAAUACCUCUGUCAAGGCGUACACGAAUGAGCAGAUAGAGGGUGCAGCGGAGG